Molecule: messenger RNA, 2330 nt
Organism: Mastomys coucha (southern multimammate mouse)
Lineage: Eukaryota; Metazoa; Chordata; Mammalia; Rodentia; Muridae
Product: core histone macro-H2A.2
Exons: 9
Coding region: 521-1639 (372 amino acids)
Biological process (GO): nucleosome assembly
Cellular component (GO): nucleosome
Molecular function (GO): DNA binding; structural constituent of chromatin; protein heterodimerization activity
Source: RefSeq, a predicted model, not a curated record
CCCACACCUCUUUCGCCCAGCAAAGGUGGGUCGAGCUAUCUGGAGCCCGUGGCUGGUGACCACAAGUCCUCCGUGCCGGGCUCUAGGGAAGCGGGGUCCUCGCAGCCAACAGCUCCGCGAGGCGCAGGCCCGGUGGUUCCACUGCAGAAGGACAAUAGCUCAUCAAGCCCCACGAAAGCCCCCGGACCCGUCGCGGAGCCUGGGCUGGCGGGGGAUGAGGCUGAGCGACUCCUCCUAGAGGUGGUUAUGUGGAGAAGGAGCAAUCCCUUCUCCCUCCUCCUCCUCCCCCCGCUACUAUCCGCGGCCCGGAGAACUGCCGCUUGCCGCCAUUGACACGCACAGAUACAACCCCAAGAAAGGCAGGGUCCUGCCCGGCACCGGCGGCAAGCGGGCCGAACCUGCGGCCGGGAUUGGCGCGCACUAGGCCACCGGGCGCCCGGAGCCCGCGGUGCAGCACCAGUAUUGUGUAAGUGCCAAGAGACCACUCUGUCAGCAAGCUGAGAGGGAAAACUGAAGCAAGAUGUCAGGCCGGAGUGGGAAGAAGAAAAUGUCCAAGCUGUCCCGGUCGGCCAGGGCCGGUGUCAUCUUUCCGGUAGGGCGGCUGAUGCGCUACCUAAAAAAAGGGACCUUCAAGUACCGGAUCAGUGUGGGCGCUCCCGUCUACAUGGCCGCCGUCAUCGAGUACCUGGCAGCGGAAAUCCUCGAGUUGGCUGGGAAUGCUGCAAGGGACAACAAGAAGGCCCGGAUAGCCCCCAGACACAUCCUGCUGGCCGUUGCCAACGAUGAGGAACUCAACCAGCUGCUGAAAGGAGUGACUAUUGCCAGUGGGGGUGUCCUGCCGAGAAUUCACCCCGAAUUGCUGGCCAAAAAGCGAGGGACCAAAGGCAAGUCAGAGACGAUCCUCUCCCCACCCCCAGAGAAACGAGGAAGGAAGGCCGCAUCGGGCAAGAAGGGGGGUAAGAAAUCCAAGGCCACCAAGCCACGGACGUCCAAGAAGUCCAAAGCAAAGGACAGCGAUAAAGAAGGAACAUCAAAUUCCACCUCGGAAGACGGGCCAGGGGACGGCUUCACCAUCCUGUCUUCGAAGAGCCUCGUUCUGGGGCAGAAGCUAUCCCUGACCCAGAGUGACAUCAGCCAUAUUGGCUCCAUGAGGGUGGAGGGCAUUGUCCACCCAACCACAGCCGAAAUCGACCUCAAGGAAGAGAUAGGGAAAGCCUUGGAAAAGGCUGGGGGUAAGGAGUUCUUGGAAACAGUAAAGGAGCUCCGCAAGUCUCAAGGCCCUUUGGAAGUUGCUGAAGCGGCCGUCAGCCAAUCCAGUGGACUUGCAGCCAAGUUUGUCAUCCACUGUCACAUCCCCCAGUGGGGCUCCGACAAAUGUGAAGAACAGCUGGAAGAGACCAUCAAAAACUGCCUGUCCGCAGCCGAGGACAAGAAGCUUAAAUCCGUCGCCUUCCCACCAUUCCCCAGUGGCAGAAACUGCUUCCCCAAACAGACGGCCGCCCAGGUGACCCUCAAGGCCAUCUCAGCCCACUUCGACGACUCGAGCUCGUCCUCGCUGAAGAAUGUGUACUUCCUGCUCUUCGACAGCGAGAGCAUCGGUAUCUACGUGCAGGAGAUGGCCAAACUGGACACCAAGUAGCUCUCUCCGGCGGAGCAGCAGCAGGAGGAGGAGGAGGAGGAGGAGGAGGAUCGGUGUGACGUCACAAGAGCGGGGGUUUUAUUUUUUAAAAGGAUUACAGAAGGGUGACGGGGCAUGGGAGCAGAGGGUGGCUGAGAGGGUGAGCAGAGGCGGCAGCGAGAACGAGAACGGGUCCUGCCUGCCUGGGGAAGGGGCUCAGAGCGUUUUAUAUUCUCUUUACAAAGGGCCUCUCUUCCACAAUUAACCAGGUCUCCACCAGGGGUUUCUUUCCAUGUGGUUUUUCUUCCAGUUGUUUUAGAACUUUUUUUAAAACAAACAAACAAAUAGACCUUGUUUAGAUUUAUAGCGUUGACUUUUACACACUCACUCUCUCUCUCACACACACACACACACACACAAAGUCUGUUCAAAGUUCCUACAUCUUUGGGUUCCUCCUUUUUCCAAAUGAAAAAGGAUGUGACUGGCUCACCUAGCUUUACUGGCUGUCUCCUUCAGUGGAGAAGAUGAUAAAAACAUCUUGGGGUGCUUUUCUGUUAUAGGGUCCCGUCCCUGACGCCUAAAAUAUUUGUAACUACACCUAAAGGGGUUUUGCUUCGGGAUUUUUGUUUGUUCGGUUUUUUUGUUUUUUUAAAGAAAAAGAAAAAUGAGAAGAAAAAAAAAAUAAAAGAUCCAGCGUCUUUCUUAUAACAUA